AUGGAAAUUAAUGAUAUUGAGGUUGAGGGUGCUAUGCUAACUACUCCAACUGUGGGAAGUGAAGUUCAUGCAGCGACUGAAUCGCAUUCGCAAAAUGAGAGUGUUCCAAUUGAGGCAAAUGAAGCAACUCUAAAUAACACUUUAGAUGUUGAAAUUUCGGGUACAAAUGGUGAAAAGAAAAGAAAAUUUAGAUCUAUUACAUGGGAUCAUUUCGAGAAAAAAUUAAUUGAAGGAAAAUGGAAAGCGCCAACAAAAUCCAAUGAUGGGACAACGCAGCUUGGGACAUACCAUUUCAACCAAGAUCAAGCAAGGGCAGAGCUUGCAAAUAUGAUUAUAUUGCAUGAGUACCCGUUAUCUUUGGUUGAUCAUGUUGGCUUUAGAAGAUACUCUUAUGCAUUGCAACCAAUAUUUAAAGUUCUUUCCCGGAACACAAUCAAGACAGACAUCAUGAAGAUAUUUGAGUUUAUAUAUGUGUCGUGUCCACAUACUGCUGAGGUCCUCGCAAAUGCACUUGUUGAUUGCCUCUUGGAUUGGAACUUGUAUCGUAAGUUAUCUACUUUAACCGUUGAUAAUUGCACAACUAAUGAUGCUAUGAUUGAGCUUAUUCUAGACAAGCUUCCUCCGAGUUCACUUAUCUUAGAAGGAAAGUUAUUUCACAUGCGGUGUUGUGCCCAUAUUUUGAAUUUGGUUGUGAGGGAUGGACUAGAAUUAAUCGGUGAUAGCAUUGAAACAAUUCGUUAUAGUGUUGCAUUUUGGAUAGCAACACCAAAAAGAGAUGAAAAAUUUAUUGAAACAGCUCGACAAUUGAAGGUUCCAAGCACAAAGAAACUAGAACUUGAUUGUAAAACACGAUGGAACUCUACAUAUUUAAUGCUUAACACUGCAUUGGAAUAUGAAGCUGUGUUUGCUCGCUUGAAACAACGUGGGACUUUAUAUAAAAGAGUUCCCACACAAGAAGAUUGGUCAAAAGUGAGAGAUAUUUCUUCCAAAUUGGAGAUGUUUUUUGAUGCCAUAGAGUUGUUUUCAGGGACCAAGUAUCCCACUAUAAAUCUUUUCUUCUCAACUAUUUGCGAUAUUAAGUUGGCAAUUGGUGAUUGGCUUCUCUUGGAUGAUAAUUUGGUGAAAACAAUGGCAACAAAUAUGAAAGUAAAAUUUGAAAAGUAUUGGGACAUAAUGAAUUGUUUAUUGGAAAUUGGGAGUAUUUUAGAUCCGAGGUACAAGAUGAAGACAGUUCAAUUCUAUUAUCCUCUUGUUUAUGGUGAUAUGUCUUCGUAUGAGAUUGAAAAACUAAAGAAAAAGUUGUGUGACAUGGUUGAAGAGUAUGAGAAGAAAUUCAAACAAUCGCAGAAAGUGAAAAAUUCACAAUCUUCUUCUUUAAGGCCUCCACUUCCUAAGCGUGGUAGUUAUGCUGAUAAAUUUGAGAUGUUCAUGGAUUCUAAUACUAGUACUGAACAUAAGUCAGACUUGGAUUAUUAUUUAGAAGAGUCUCUUUUGCCAAGAACAAGUGAGUUUGAUAUCUUAUGUUGGUGGAAGACAAAUGGGAUCAAAUAUCCCAUUUUGCAUGAUAUUGCUAAGGAUGUGUUAGCUAUUCCCGUGGCAACCGUUGCUUCGGAAUCAACAUUCAAUACUAGUGGGAGAGUUUUAAAUGCUCACCGUAGUAAACUUCAUUCUAAAACUGUUGAGGCUUUGAUGUGUGCUCGAGAUUGGUUAUGGAGUGAAAUUCAGGAUUCUACAAUUUCAAAGGAUCAAAAGUUUGACCAUGAUGCUGAUAUUGAGGAGUCGGAGUCAUGCUCACGCACAGUCACAGACAGCAACUCUAUAGAAGGUUAG
Messenger RNA from Zingiber officinale, 1830 nucleotides. RefSeq names its product zinc finger BED domain-containing protein RICESLEEPER 2-like. The record is from RefSeq and is a predicted model, not a curated record. The coding region runs from base 1 to 1830 and encodes 609 amino acids. Gene Ontology annotation, molecular function: DNA binding; protein dimerization activity. The transcript has 5 exons. NCBI's taxonomy places the organism in Eukaryota, Viridiplantae, Streptophyta, Magnoliopsida, Zingiberales, Zingiberaceae.